Messenger RNA from Leptomonas pyrrhocoris, 743 nucleotides. RefSeq lists its product as hypothetical. Gene Ontology annotation, molecular function: RNA binding. The record is from RefSeq and is a predicted model, not a curated record. The transcript has a single exon. Bases 78 to 743 code for a protein of 221 amino acids. Lineage: Eukaryota; Euglenozoa; Kinetoplastea; Trypanosomatida; Trypanosomatidae. Gene Ontology annotation, cellular component: nucleolus.
GAAGAAAAGCUUUAGCACAGUCGAACAGCUACUCUUUUGUUUGUUUAUCACGUGAAAAUCGACGUUCAUUGCUUCUCAUGUCCGCUAGCACUGUCGCUUCCACCGCUGCGGAGGCGCCGACUGCUGCAUUGGCACCGCGAAAGGCCGCCUCCGCCGCCACAUUUGUGCGUGAGACGCGCUCGAUCAAAAUUCCGCACCACCGCUUCCCCCCGCUCAAGAAGGUGUGGAUGGAGGUUUACACCCCCAUCGUGGAGCAGUGCAAGCUGGAGAUCCGCAUGAAUCUGAAGAAUCGCACCGUGGACCUGCGCACCUCGCCGUCGACGUCGACGGCGGAAGGUGACGAGAACGUGGCUAGCUGCAAGGUGAUGCUGCAGAAGGCGGAGGACUUUGUGAAGGCCGUCAUCGCCGGCUUCGACGUCCGCGACGCAGUGGCACUGCUGCGCAUGGAUGACGUAUACAUUGAGGGCUUUGAAAUCAAAGACGUGCGUGCGAACCUGCAGGGCGACAACCUUUCCCGUUGCAUUGGCCGUAUUAGCGGUUCACACGGCAAGACGAAGUACACGAUUGAGAACGUCACCCGCACCCGACUCGUCGUGGCCGACACCAAGAUUUGGAUCAUGGGCACAACGCAGAACAUCCGCGUGGCGCGAGACGCCAUCUGCGAUCUUAUUCGCGGUAGCCCGGCCGCAAAGGUGUACACGCGCAUUCGCGCAGUCAUGAACCGUGUGAAUAACACCUUCUAA